This is a messenger RNA of Mauremys mutica (yellowpond turtle), 1973 nucleotides long. RefSeq names its product CD164 molecule like 2 (gene CD164L2). Bases 33 to 638 code for a protein of 201 amino acids. The record is from RefSeq and is a predicted model, not a curated record. Lineage: Eukaryota; Metazoa; Chordata; Testudines; Geoemydidae. Gene Ontology annotation, cellular component: cytoplasmic vesicle. The transcript is spliced from 5 exons.
ACGCUGGCUGCUCGCUCCCCGCCCCUGCGCGCAUGAGCUCGCUCCGCUCCGGCUGCUUCCCGGGAGCCCCGCUCGCUCCCCCGAAAGCGACAAACCGCCGGAGCCGGGGACUCGCUGCUGCCCCCCGGCCCGGAGACAUGGGAGCGCCCCGCUGCUGGGCGCGGCGGGCUGCGCUCUGCUGCGCGCUGCUCUGCGCGCCCUGGCUGCCUCUCGGCUGGGCAGGAGAGUGCAAACAGCUGGAGCCGUGUGAGAGGUGCAUUGAAGGAGACGCUUCCCGGAACAUCACCGGCUGCGUGUGGAUGCGCUGCGGAGCCGCGGAGGAGCCAGGGCCCGGGAGCUGCAUUGGUAAGGGAGACGCCACCAAGGAGACGUGCUCCAUCUACAAUGUCACUGCUGUGUGUCCAGCGCGGAGAUCGCCCACCAAGGAGCCUCUGCGAGCGUCCACCAAGGCGCCGGAGAUCCUCACCCCAGGGACAACGGCCGGCCCCCCGCUGACAGCCACCCCCGAGUUCCGCCCGCCUGGCUUCGACUCGGCCAGCUUCGUGGGGGGGAUCGUCCUCGUGCUGAGCGUCCAGGCCGUCUUCUACUUCAUCAUCAAGUUCCUCAAGUCCAAGGACAGCACCUACCAGACGCUGUAAGCUUCCCCCGCCCCCCACACACACUGUCUGCCUUGGCCAGGUCCGGCCCUGGGGCUGGAGAACAGCUCUGAUCCCGGGAGUGGCUGGGGGCGAGCCCUGCUGUGUGUGAUGGGUCGUGGAGGGAGACCCUCUGGUGCCGCAGGCUCGGGAUUGACCCACCCAUAGCUGUACGUGGGGCAGCUGCUAGAUCCAGCCCGUAGCACUGUCCGGCUCCCAUCUUUCCACCUGUUUAGAAUAGCGCCGACUGCAAUCCGUCUACAGCCGCCGGGGGUACGUUUCCCCCUUCCGUGGCUAGGCAGUCGUGAGCCUCUGGGGUCUCUGCACCUGCUCCCCAGCGCGCUGAGAGAUCCUUGUGUGUCCGUCUCUGGCAGCUGCGCGCACGUGGCCGCGUGUGGCGGCUCCUGUGUCUUGCUCAUGGCCAUGCGCUGUUGGUUCGCUCUCAUGCAAACCCCGCUGUGAACCUUUCCGUGUUCUCCCUCUGCCUUUUCCCCUGUCCCAUCGCACUGGGGCGUCCACUCCACCUCUCCCUGCCCCGUGGAGGCCAGCGCCCCAGCGCGCUCGCUCCGUGAGCAAUAAACCCCAGCCCUCCCUCUGGUGGAGUCGCUCCUGUCUGUGUGUUUCUCAUCUGGUUGUUUUUCUGCCUCCUCGUCCAUCUGUUGUCGCUGGUUCAUCUCUCUGGUGCCUGCCAGCUGGCUUGUCCCCUGCCCGGAUCAUCCCCCGUCUCCCGCCGUUCGCAGCAGAGAGACAGGAUCCGGGGACGCAGCCCCUAGGAAAGCUCGUUCUGCUGAGCCCUCCUUGUUCAAACCCCUCACGCUGAUCGUGUCCAGGGCCUGGCCGGGGCAGGCGGGGAUGGGACGGAGCUGGGAAGUGGCUGUUUGCGAGAGGGGAGGCUGGGCCGGAGUCACUGAAGCUGGGUGAAACGGUGGCUCGCUCACUCUUCUCCCUGCGUGUCUCCAGAGGCUCUGGGCUGGGCCCAUUCAAGCCCCCCCAACACCCACACUCUCUGCUUCUCUCCACCUGCCGGCCCAUCCACAGCCCCCUUCCCCUCUCCAGAAUGAACACGCUUGGCCUGACGCCCCUGCCACGGUGCCAUGCCCCAUGUAGGGGCUGGCCUCUGGGCGUGCCCCAGUCCUGGGCACACCCUCGCCUCCUUUCCCCUCGGGCCCUGCCUCUCUCAGCCCCAGGCCCGGCUCAGGGACCUUCUCUCUUGGGGGAGCAGGGCCCCUGCCUCCCUUCGCCCCCCCUAGGAGAGCGUGGAGGGCAGAGGCUCGGGCUGGGCGGGGAGCUGGGCCUGUGUCUAAUGUCGGGGGCCGUCCCCUCUCUCUGUUUCCCUUG